Molecule: messenger RNA, 2743 nt
Organism: Manihot esculenta (cassava)
Lineage: Eukaryota; Viridiplantae; Streptophyta; Magnoliopsida; Malpighiales; Euphorbiaceae
Exons: 1
Coding region: 356-2743 (795 amino acids)
Source: RefSeq, a predicted model, not a curated record
GUGUUACCAAGCCAAUUCAGGUCUACACACGUUAUGGUCACGGAUCCAAGGCUAAACGGCCCAGUCAACCACGGAUUGAGCUGUUGAAUUAGUCAUAUUUAAUUUAUUAAUUUCUGUUUCAGUUAUUUCCCAUAUUUCCUGCUUUGUAGGAGGUUGAUCCUCCAUUUCCCUUUUCAUGCUUAGUUGGGGAGAGUAUUUCUCCACUUAGAAGUAGUUACCUUUGAUGUAGGAAGUAGCAGUUACACUUCCUGUAUUUAAACGAAUAAUCAUCAAUGAAUGGAUACGUCCAAAAUCAAACAAAGUCUUGAGUACUUUAACUCAGAGGUAAGGCUCCCUCUUUGAGCCAAGUCUGUUAAUGACCCGUGGUCAAAAGAAGAAAAAAACCGCAUCUGAUUCCCAAACACCCAGCCUAAACACUCCAAAUCCUAACUUUCCCUCAACCCACAGACCCAUAACACGAUCUUACAAUAGGGACCCUAACAUACUGGUAUCAGAGCCUAACGUUAUGGGUGACUCUGUUCAAGAACAACUCUCUAAACUUUUUGACAUCGUGUUGGCUGAGCAACAAGCUAACAAAGAACGUGCUGCACAAAUGGCACAAAUGCAUUCCAAGAUGGAUUCUAUAUCCACCGAACUUGAAGCGGCCAAGCAGGCUCGACAAUCAAGCAGUAUCGAAAGUCAGGCCAAAUCACGAAACGAUAAGCAGACUUCUGGAACUUCGAAUUCUGACACAUCCGAUGGAAGUUCGAUGGUUCCGAAAUUUACUAAACUCAAUUUCCCUCGCUAUGAUGGUACAGAAGACCCCUUGGGGUGGAUUAGUCGUUGCAGGCAUUUCUUUCGUCAUCAACAUACGCCUGAAGAAGAGAAAGUAGAUAUGGCGUCUUACCAUUUAGAUGGAAUUGCUCAAGUCUGGCUCUUACAAUUCACUGAUGAAUUCCCUGAUCCUACUUGGGCCAAAUUCGAGGAACAGUGUCAUCUGCGAUUUGGGCCUUCGGUUCGAAGCAACAAGUUGGGCGAGUUAUCAAAGCUUCGGCAGUUGGGUUCUGUCACUGACUACCAAAAUCGUUUUGAGGCUUUGGUUUCAAGAGCUGGUGCCCUCACGCAAAAACAGAAGGUUGAUAUUUAUAUCAGCGGCUUGCAAGAAGCUAUUGGUGUCGAAGUUGAACUCCACCACCCACCUGAUUUAGCGACAGCGAUGAGCAUGUCAAGGCUGUACGAACGGAAACUCUUUUCACGUACUUCAAAUAUGCGCGAAACUCGUCGCAAUUUUUUUCCCUCUGAUGUCCGUGGCAAUCGUGUGGUAAAAAAACUAACCCGCGAUGAGAUGGAGGAGCGACGGCAAAAGGGCUUGUGUUUCAACUGUGAUGAGCAAUUCGUGCGGGGUCACCAAUGUAAGAAGCUGUUCUGGAUUGACUUAGAAGAACCAGCAGAGAGCGGGGUUGAUGGUUCUACCUCCGAUCUUGAUCAGCCGGAGAUUUCUUUGAAUGCCAUCACAGGUACCCCGAACCCUCAAUCCAUGCGGUUGAUGGGAAAUUGGCAGGGGGGACACAUCCUGAUCUUAGUCGAUUCCGGUAGCACGCACAGCUUUGUUUCUGCUGCUAAGGUGGCCGAAUUGGGAGCGGAGGUAAAUAAACAAGAUGGGUUGAAAGUUAAUGUGGCUAAUGGGGAUCGAUUGUGUAGUCCAGGUAUUUGUAAGGGAACUCCUAUUCUAUUAGAGUCCCACUCUUUUUCGGUUGACUUAUUUGUCCUUCCACUGACUGGAUUUGAUGUCGUAUUGGGAGUAAACUGGCUACGCACUCUAGGUCCUAUCCUAUGGGAUUUUGGGGUCAUGAAAAUGUGUUUUAUUCAGCAGGGGUCCUUAGUCGAAUUAAAGGGGCUGGGUUCCACUUGUUCUUCCAGCCAUUCGGAUCUUUACAACCUAUUGUGUUCUUCUUCAGACGACCAGCUGCAUAAAUUACUGACCGAAUUUAACUCUGUGUUCGACCCACCUACUGGAUUACCUCCCAGCAGAGCUUGUGAUCAUAGAAUUCCACUGGAGCCAGGAACCAAACCGGUGGUAGUCCGUCCAUACAGGUAUCCACAUGGGCAGAAGGAUGAAAUUGAGAGACAGUGUUCGGCCAUGCUACAACAAGGUAUUAUUAGACCCAGCCGCUCUCCUUUUUCCUCUCCGGUAAUUUUAGUUCCCAAAGCAGAUGGGUCUUGGCGUUUAUGCGUCGAUUAUCGGGAAUUAAAUGCCAAAACCAUCAAAGACAAGUUCCCUAUUCCGGUGAUUGAAGAGUUAUUGGAGGAGCUGGGUGGCGCUCGCUUCUUUACUAAACUUGACUUAUUAUCAGGAUAUUUCCAAGUCGCCAUGCACCCUCCAGACAUUGAGAAAACUGCGUUCCGAACACAUCAUGGCCAUUUUGAAUUUCUGGUGAUGCCAUUCGGUUUAUCAAAUGCACCCUCCACCUUUCAAGCCUUGAUGAAUGAGGUAUUCCAGCCUUUUUUACGCAAAUUUGUUCUUGUGUUCUUUGAUGACAUUCUCAUCUUCAGUAAUUCAUGGGCUGAGCACCUUCAUCACCUACGUUUAAUCUUUAAUUUGCUGGUGGAGCAUAAGCUGUUUCUCAAACGCAGCAAAUGUGUCUUCGGACAGGGUCAAAUUUCAUACUUGGGCCAUAUAAUUUCUCACAAAGGAGUCCAGGUGGAUCAGUCCAAAAUUUCAGCAGUUCUUGACUGGCCCAAGCCCACCACAGUGACUGGUUAA